AUGUCCAACUUUCCCGAAGAACAACUCGACUCACCAGCUGGCUACUUCCCUGGAAAGCCUGGCCUCACUUUAGAUAAUGGACGAUGGACUAUUGUCCGCAAGCUUGGAUGGGGUCCUCGGUCCUCAACAUGGCUCGCAGUCGAUAACAAGGAACAUGUGGGGGAGUACUCAGCGAUCAAGAUCUUGACCGCGGAGGCCACCGAGGAAUCUACAGCCACGAACGAAUCGAAACUGCUCUCCGGCCCCAUCAAAAACUUCACCGAGGGCUUCCCUAAACUCACCAAAACUUUCUACCAGCACGACGACAAAGGCAAAAGACAUUACUGUCUCGCAUUCCACGUGCUGGGGUCAUCCGUCGAGGAUCUCCGGCUCACCAAUGAAUAUGAUGGGCAAUACCUACCCGUUCAUGUCGUUCAGAAGAUUAUAGGUGACAUUGCAGAGCGACUUGCGUGUCUCAACGAUGAGAAGAUUAUCCAUGGGGCUGUCCAUCCCGAUAACUUCCUUUUCUUCUGCGUACAAAGAGGCGAAUCGAUCAGAAAAGUUCUUGCUAAAUCACCUAGUGAGAAGGCAGAAGAAGUCGUUGGUGACGAUGGUAUCUCGUACCCAGUUGUCAGGUCACAACCAAUUGACCAUGGUAAUCCGUGGGACUCCUCCGCGCAAGAUAUCCUCAACGUGUUGAUUUACUUGGCGAACUACGGGCAUGCACAUCAUAAGGGUGUUGCCGCACCUACGGACGCCAGAAAAACGUAUUACGCUCCAGAAAUCUUGAAGGGCGAGAAGGCCGAUCAGAAGGCCGACAUUUGGGCCCUGGGCUGCAGUAUCUAUCUCUUGUUAACGGGCACUGAGCUUUUCUCUGAGACCUAUGUUGCCUCGCCGGUCGAGACAGCCACAGAAACUCUCGGAAAAUUAGAAACCCUUCUCAAAGAAAGCGAAAAGCUAUCCGAGAAAGACAUCGCACCCGCUGCCUCCCUCCUUAGAUCGUGCCUAGCAGUCAAGCCUACAAAAAGAGCCAGCGCAGUUGAUGUACUUGGUAGUGGUUGGAUUAAGGGUGGAUGUGGCUGCGGUUAUUGCGGUUAA
This is a messenger RNA of Psilocybe cubensis, 1077 nucleotides long. RefSeq lists its product as uncharacterized. Gene Ontology annotation, biological process: spliceosomal complex assembly; regulation of mRNA processing; protein phosphorylation. The transcript has 4 exons. Lineage: Eukaryota; Fungi; Basidiomycota; Agaricomycetes; Agaricales; Agrocybaceae. The record is from RefSeq and is a predicted model, not a curated record. Gene Ontology annotation, molecular function: protein kinase activity; ATP binding. The coding region runs from base 1 to 1077 and encodes 358 amino acids.